UGUUUUGCUGUUUCAGUUGCAUGGAUCUUGUGCAUGCUGGCUCAGUGUCACACUGUCAUGAGGGACAUUUAAAUAGAACAGCGCCAUCAUUAAUGUUAUUAGUAACACAUGCUUUUCUGACUGACAAAAAGGUCUGUUGUCUCUGAAGAACAAACAACAUUCAGCAGAUUCAAAAAUGUGCGUUUUAAUGUCUUUCUACAGUCAGCAGGCCGACCGGGAGCUCACCGAGGUGCUAAACCAACUCUGGCGCCUGGACACCAACCGUCUCCGGCCGGGGACUGAUUACGUCAUCUCCCUCCAGGGGAGGGCAGGUUAUGUGGCUCAGGGCAGUAACUAUGCCAGAGACCGGGCCAGGGCGCCGCUCUUCACACGCGUCGACGAAGCUAAACUGAAGGGUAUCGAGACGUAUUUACAUUUCAUCAACUUGCUGGACAAUUAUGAGACGUCCACAGGUGUAUCGGAGACGGUGACGUCAGAGGAGCUUCAGGAGAACAGGCUGUUUAUCGACUCCAUGAUGGAGACUGAAGUCAUGAAGUGUGCUCACAAGUAUCUGGUCGGGAAGGGGAAGUCGCCGUCAGAUGCUGGACAGUUCAAGAGACAGCUGUAUGACAUCUGGUUCCGUCUCUACCACAGGGACCGCAGCGGAGGGGAGGAUUCCUGUGGAUUUGAACACGUGUUUGUGGGAGAAACUAAAUAUGGCCAGGAGAUAAUGGGUCUCCACAACUGGGUCCAGUUUUACCUGCAGGAAAAGCACGACCAUGUCGACUACAAAGGCUACAAAGCAAGAGACAACAAAGAUACGCCUGAUGAAGAUGACCACGUCCUCAACCUGCAGUUCAGCUGGAAAGGUUUGGUGAAGCCGGUCGGCGGCUGCUUCAUCGGUGUCAGUCCAGAGUUUGAGGUGGCUCUUUUCACCAUCGUCUUCCUCAUGUCCACUGAGAAGAUGACAUCUGUGGUGGUGAAAGUGGAUGAGUACGUGCUGGAGCUGGUUGUCUAUCGCCACGGCCGAUCCAUCGGCACGUCCUACCCCAAACUGCUCAGCAGCAACCACAGGGAUUUGUAAUGAUAUCACUCCACCUGAGCUGCCAGCUGCCAGCUGCCAUGCGAUCAUUUACAAAAUUUUAACAUUUUUUUGUAUUAUAUUCCCAUGCAAUAUAACCCUAAAACAAAUCUGGAUCAGGUUCUCUUUGCACUAAACGUCGGGCUUAAAUUUUCUCUAAUGAGCAAAGUUUUCAGCCUAAAACUCCUGAUCUGGACUGAUAUCAUGGAAGGAAAACAGCUGUUUAUAAUCAUGUAUCUGUCUUAUUAUAUAUACUGUCAUAAAGUAAAUAAAGGUUUCUUUGUCUACAAA
Molecule: messenger RNA, 1351 nt
Organism: Centropristis striata (black sea bass)
Lineage: Eukaryota; Metazoa; Chordata; Actinopteri; Perciformes; Serranidae
Product: uridylate-specific endoribonuclease C-like
Exons: 6
Coding region: 176-1063 (295 amino acids)
Molecular function (GO): RNA endonuclease activity
Source: RefSeq, a predicted model, not a curated record